AUGGCAUUUACCCUGGGUGCCGGCGUGGUCAUGCUGUGGCGGGUUUGCCGGUCGCGGGACGUGUACCUCGUGGACUACGGCUGCUUCCUGGGGGAGCCACGCCACAGGGUCCCGUUCGCGAUGGCCCUGGAACACCUCAUGACCUGGUUCGUCGAUGAUGAGAGCACCAAGUUCAUGGCUCGGCUGUACGAGCGGUCCGCAAUCGGCGAGGAGACCAGCGUCCCGGAUUCCUACCGUUACAUGCCCCCCGAGCGCGGCGUCGAGGCCUCCCGCGAGGAAGCCGAGCUGGUCAUCUUCUCCGCCGUCGACAAGGCGUUUGCCCGGAGCACGCUGAACCCCGGGGACAUCGACACGCUCAUCGUAACCUGCAGCUUCACCACGCUGACGCCGGAGUUCGCCGACGUCAUCGUGAACAGGUACAAGCUCCGCGCCGAAGUGCGGAGCGUGAACCUGUCCGGGAUGGGUUGCAGCGGGGCCCUCAUCUGCGUCGGCCUCGCCAAGAACCUCCUGCAGGUGGCGCCGCCGGGGAGCCAUGUCCUGAUCGUGGCCACCGAGAUCCUGUCGUCGCUGUUCUACACCGGAACCAAGCGCGAGAUGCUCGUGCCCAACGUCCUCUUCCGCAUGGGCGCCGCCGCCAUAAUCAUGUCCAACUCGCCGGAGCGCGCCCGCUUCCGGCUCGGCCCCAUCGUCCGCACGCUGACCGCCGCGCAGGACGGGGACUACCGGUGCGCGUUCCAGGAGGAGGACGACGAGGGGAUCACGGGCAUCAACCUCUCCAAGGACCUGCCCGUCGUCGCCGCGAACGCGCUCAAGAGCAACAUCAUAGCCUUCGGCCCCGCCGUCCUGCCCGUUUCCGUGCUCCUCCGGGUCGCGUUCUCCUUCCUCAGGCACAGGUUCUCGAGCGGCGAGGCGCGCGCGGAGGAGAGGUGCUACCGCCCGGCCUUCCACAAGGUGUUCCAGCACUUCUGCAUCCACCCGGGCGGGCGCAGGGUGCUCUACGAGGUCCAGCGCGGCCUCGGCCUCUCCGACGGCGACAUGGAGGCGUCGCACAUGACGCUGCACCGGUUCGGGAACAUGGCGAGCAGCUCGCUGCUGUACGAGCUCGCCUACAUCGAGGCCAAGGGCCGGAUGAGCAAGGGUGACCGGGUGUGCAUGAUCUCCUUCAGCCCCGGUAUAGACUGCAGCAGCGUCAUGUGGGAGUGCAUCAAGCCGGCGGCAGAGCCCGGCGACGGGCCGUGGGCCGGCUGCAUCAACCGCUACCCUGUGCAACUUCCCAAAAUUCUCAAAAGGACUUGA
Setaria italica (foxtail millet) is the source of this 1296-nucleotide messenger RNA. RefSeq names its product 3-ketoacyl-CoA synthase 6. Gene Ontology annotation, biological process: fatty acid biosynthetic process. Gene Ontology annotation, molecular function: acyltransferase activity, transferring groups other than amino-acyl groups. NCBI's taxonomy places the organism in Eukaryota, Viridiplantae, Streptophyta, Magnoliopsida, Poales, Poaceae. Bases 1 to 1296 code for a protein of 431 amino acids. The transcript has a single exon. The record is from RefSeq and is a predicted model, not a curated record. Gene Ontology annotation, cellular component: membrane.